This is a messenger RNA of Rana temporaria (common frog), 2038 nucleotides long. Its product is annotated as cholesterol 24-hydroxylase-like. Gene Ontology annotation, biological process: cholesterol catabolic process. The transcript is spliced from 15 exons. The record is from RefSeq and is a predicted model, not a curated record. Gene Ontology annotation, molecular function: heme binding; cholesterol 24-hydroxylase activity; iron ion binding. NCBI's taxonomy places the organism in Eukaryota, Metazoa, Chordata, Amphibia, Anura, Ranidae. The coding region runs from base 77 to 1573 and encodes 498 amino acids.
CCUUGCAGCACUAAGCACACCUUAUGUAUAGGUGUAUAGCCUGACAAGCAGGUGACAAGGUUGUAGAGCAAUCAGCAUGGACCUGUGGGCUCUCUUCUCCUGGGCUUGUCUGGUUCUGUUGGGCUUGGCUGUCUUCUGCUUCCUCCUCUACUGUGCCUACAUCCACUACAUCCACCUGAAGUAUGACCACAUCCCGGGACCCCCCAGGGACAGCUUCUUCAUGGGUCAUUCCCCGACAUUCAUGAAAGUGACCAAGGCCAAUGGACUUGUUUAUGACUGUCUCCUUGACUGGGUGUUGAAGUACGGCCCGGUUGUCCGUCUCAAUGGUUUGCACAAGGUUUUUUUACUUGUUACUGAUCCUGAAGGAAUAAAGGAAUUCUUGAUGUCAUCAAAGCACCCGAAGGACCAAUUUUAUGAAGAUAUAUUCUAUUUGUUUGGAGUACGAUUCUUAGGGAAAGGAUUACUGACGGAUCGGGAUCACCAGCACUGGCACAAGCAGAGACGACUGAUGGAUCCUGCCUUCAGCCGAUCGUUCCUGAUGGGUUUAAUGGGAAUGUUCAAUGACAAAGCGGAGGAGUUGGUGGAAAAGCUGUCAGGGAUGGCGGACGGAAAAACAGAAGUUAAAAUGCACGAUAUGUUCAGUAAGGUGACGUUGGAUGUCAUUGCCAAGGUUGCAUUUGACCUGGAUCUGAAUACCAUACAAGACAACCAGACGCCGUUCCCGCGAGCCAUCCUCAUGGCCAUGAAAGGAAUGGUUGAGAUGAGAAAUCCCCUUGUUCGUGUUCUUCCAUCAAAACGGUCCAUUGUCCGGGAGAUUCGCGACUCUGUACUUCUUCUCCGUAAAACGGGAAAAGACUGUAUUGAGAAGAGACAGAAGAUAUUACAAGAGGGGGCAGAGGUUCCUGGAGAUAUACUGACACAGAUCCUUAGAGGUGCUGCUCUAGAAGAUGAGUGUGACAUCGAGGUCAUGAUAGACAAUUUUGUGACAUUCUUCAUUGCUGGGAUGGAGACAACUGCUAAUCAGUUGUCAUUUGCGGUCCAGUCACUGGCACAAAAUCCGGACAUCCUGAAAAAGGCCCAGGCGGAGGUGGAUGAAGUCAUCGGUUCUAAGAGAGACAUUGAGUACGAGGACCUUGGUAAACUCCAGUACCUAUCUCAGGUGCUGAAAGAGACUCUGAGGUUGUACCCCAGCAUAGCAGGAACAUCCCGACAGACGUCAGAGGAAGUGGUGAUCGAGGGAGUGAGGAUUCCCAAAAACACAUCUGUUCUGCUGAACACCUACAUUACUGGGAGGAUGGAGACGUUUUUUCCGGAUCCACUCACUUUUAACCCAGACAGAUUCAGCCGUGGCUCUCCCAAGCCGUAUUUUACUUAUUUUCCAUUCUCUCUUGGCCCCCGAAACUGUAUUGGGCAGGUGUUUGCACAGGUGGAGGCCAGAGUCAUCAUGGCCAAAUUGCUGCAGAGACUUGACUUUGAGCUGGUGGCGGGUCAGAGGCUCACCAUUUUGGAUGCAGGAACGCUCCGCCCCAUGGACGGCGUGAUGUGUCGUCUUAAACUCCGGGAGAAGCACUGAGAAGAAUGCAGAAGAAUCCAUCCGGAGAAAACGUUAUUCCUGAUCAUUGCGGCGACUUACUGAGAAGCGCUAGUCACGUUCUUUGUUACAUGUAACUCUUAUUUGCGGUAUUUUGCUUCUGGAAUCGGCAUUGGAUUCCUAUAACUCAGGGAACUAAAUUCAAAUAUUUGUACAUUUUUUUUUUUUUUUUUUGGGCAUAAUUUUGAAGAAAUGUCUUUAUUUUGUAGAUUUUUUGCUGCUUUUACUGUAAAUAAGCCUUUCCAGACAAAAAAUUACCAUAUUUAUCUAUGGAAAAUUAUAAGCAUCUGGAUGUCCAGGGGGCCCAGCUACAAGCCAGGGGGGCAUAGUGCAAUUGGUCAAAGCUGUACACCAGGGCAUGAUGAACUUGUAGGUUGGUAAAGCGGAGCUCCAUCCAAAAGGGGAAGGCCCCCAUCCACUGCCACAUUUGGUACCUUUUCGGGGGGG